This is a messenger RNA of Sporothrix brasiliensis 5110, 2421 nucleotides long. Its product is annotated as c6 zinc finger domain containing protein. The record is from RefSeq and is a predicted model, not a curated record. The coding region runs from base 1 to 2421 and encodes 806 amino acids. Gene Ontology annotation, molecular function: zinc ion binding; DNA-binding transcription factor activity, RNA polymerase II-specific; DNA binding. Gene Ontology annotation, biological process: DNA-templated transcription; regulation of DNA-templated transcription. Lineage: Eukaryota; Fungi; Ascomycota; Sordariomycetes; Ophiostomatales; Ophiostomataceae. The transcript is spliced from 3 exons.
AUGGACUCCCAUCCGUAUGACGCAUCGGUCAUGAUGGCAUCUGGCGCGCCUCUGAUGAACGGACUGCUGACCAGUGUACCACCUGGUGCUCCUGGCACGCUCAGCGGCCCAGGCGGUCUCACGCAGCCGCAUCAUCUUCCGAACCAGCCACCGCAACAACAUCAGCAACACCAACAGCACCAACAGCACCAACAGCACCAGCAGCACCAGUCGCUCUCUCAACCUCUCCCGGUGUCGCAAGGGCACCAGAUGCAAUCCCACCCGGCCCAGCCUCUCCAUUCGCAGCCGCUUCAAGCGCAGGCCCUUCAAGCGCCGCCGCCCAUCCAGACACAGACGCUGUCGGCGCAACCGUUCCAGCAGCAAGCGUUCCAGAGCCAGCAGCAACCUCCGCCACCGCCGACAUCCUUGGCCAGUUCCGGGACUACCACCAAUACGACAACGCCGACACUCUCCGCCUACGACGAUGGCAACGCCAAUGCUUCUAACACGAGCCCGAGCGACACGUCGCAGAACACGAGCCAGGAGAACCGCUCGCCCAUCGGGCAGCCUUUCACAGCCGUGCCGACAGCCUGUUUAGGAUGCCGCAGCAAGCACCUGAAGUGCGACGGACAGGUCCCUUGCUCCCGCUGCAAGAUGGCCGAGAUGGAGUGUGUCUACAUUGCCUCGCGCCGAGGCUACAAAGGGCCACGGAAGUCCAACAAGCGGAUGAGGUCGUCAUCGCCGCCACCUGGCUCACUGCUGGGUACAAGCAUGGCUUCGUCUGCUCCGGACAACUGCCCCAUGCUUCUCGGUGCAGCACCACACACAGCCUCACCCCAGGACUUGGCCACUGUGUCAGCCGCAUUUGCACAAUCCACUGGAAUAGGACCCGCCACGUCAGGAUACACGACCGCCAAUGCCAUCGGUACGCUUCCCCCCGGCACAGUCACGUAUCCCGGAACGGUAGCCGGAACGUCUGCAUCUCUGUCUUCUACGCCGGCAGGGUCUGUGUCCCAACAGCUGAGUCUUUACGGGAACGGCUACGGCGCCAACGGCAACGUGGUCCUUACCGGAGGUCACUUGGCACCUGUCGUGCCAAUUGAGGACCGCUGCUUCGACGCCUUUUACCACUACUUUUACGGCGGCCACCCGUUUGCGCUACCCAAGGAUGUUAUGUUAUCGCUUGCCAGGGACAGCUCGUCCAACAUCGGCCACCUCAUCGCCGCCAUGCGGUACAUCGGCUCCCUGUACAUCAACGCCGGUCCGGCGCGGGCCAUGUUCUUUGACGAAGCCAAGCAAUUAAUCUACCUUCCGUCGUGUCCCAAGGACGGCUUCUUGGUGCAGGCGAUGAUCAUGUUGGUUGUCGGGCUGGAUGGUAGCUGCGAGCAGGAGCAGGCACGUGAGAUCCUCAGCGACGUCGAGCGGAUUGCGCUGGACAUUGGCCUGCACGAGCGUGGAUUUGCCGUGGCCAACGGACGAGGCAACCCCAUUUUCGAAGAAAGCUGGCGGCGCACGUGGUGGGAUCUUUUUGUCGUCGACGGCAUGGUGGCCGGUGUACAUCGGGUGACCAAUUUCGCGCUGUUUGACGUUCCCGCGCAAGUCGGGCUUCCGUGCGAGGAGCAGCAGUACCUGGCUGGAAACAUUCCGACGCCACUGGCCUACAUUGAAGACUUUGACGAUCGCUUGUUCAGCGGCGAAGACCGGGAGUUCUCGUCGUUUACGUACCGCAUUGCUGCGGCGCGGAUCCUCGGCCGCAUGAUGCGGUGCCCGCCGAUCCUGUUCCCAAUGGACGAGAAUCUCGAGAAGAUCGAGGCGAUGCUGUCCAACUGGCGGAUGCACCUGCCUGCCAGCAAGCGGGACGACCUGAACAAGCACUGUCAACUGGACGAGAUGAUGUUCCAGGCCCAUUUUAUUACCCAUGCUUGCUCAAUCAUGUUGCACCAGCCGCAUUCGCAGCUGGACUCGUCGCCCACGCGCAGCGUUACGUCGUGCGCGCCGCACAGCCACGUGCCCAGCGGUGAUGCCUUCAACACGCACACGCGCCACGCCAUCACGGCUGCCUGUGAGAUUAGCAAGAUGGUUACGCAGGCCGUACCGCUGCUGUCGCACACGCAUUUCUUUACGUGUGUCAUCACGCUGUCGUCGAUUGUCCACCUCAGCAAGUGGGCGCUGUACUACAUCCAGGACGAGGAGGACCUGCGGGAGCAGAUCCGCCUGAACAUUGGCGCGCUCAACAAGCUCAGCGACGUCUGGAAGGCGGCGAAUACGGCGAGUGGGCAGGUCAAGGGUGUUGCUCAGGAGAUUUACCGAGCCAAGAAGGCGCAGCAGAUCAACCCGGCCUUCUGGGUCGGCUUCACGCAGGAGGAGAUGAUCAACAGCCUCAACACCGACGAAGGCAUCAUGAGCGAGUUUGAGACGCUGCUGCCCGUGGCAACGCAAUGA